Messenger RNA from Balaenoptera musculus (blue whale), 3464 nucleotides. RefSeq names its product RNA binding protein, mRNA processing factor (gene RBPMS). Lineage: Eukaryota; Metazoa; Chordata; Mammalia; Artiodactyla; Balaenopteridae. Gene Ontology annotation, molecular function: mRNA binding. Bases 20 to 859 code for a protein of 279 amino acids. The transcript has 7 exons. The record is from RefSeq and is a predicted model, not a curated record.
GCGAGGGAGGACCGGGAAGAUGAACAACGGCAGCAAAGCCGAGAAGGAGAACACCCCGAACGAGGCCAACCUUCAGGAGGAAGAGGUACGGAGUGGCUCGGUGUGGUGGCGGGUAGGACCUGGGACGGUGGCCGCGGGCUUUCUGCAAAGUGCGGGCGAGCGGGCGGCCGGCGGGGCGCGGGUCCCGGGGCGCCGGGCUGCGCCGGGGAGGGAGCGCCGCGGUCGAGGGUUUGGGAAUCGUCCUGGCCCCGAGACGCCGCCCCAGACUGUGGCCCCGGGAGGCUGUAUCAUCGGAGAGUGUGUUUUUGUGGGUCCACGAGCGUCAGCGUGCCUAAAAUUGCGUAACUUUGAGGACUUUGCUGAGACCUUUGUCCGGACUCUCUUUGUCAGUGGUCUCCCUCUGGAUAUCAAACCUCGGGAGCUGUAUCUGCUUUUCAGACCAUUUAAGGGCUACGAGGGUUCUCUUAUAAAGCUCACAUCUAAGCAGCCCGUAGGUUUUGUCAGUUUUGACAGUCGCUCAGAAGCAGAAGCUGCAAAGAAUGCUUUGAAUGGCAUCCGCUUCGAUCCUGAGAUUCCACAAACACUACGACUAGAGUUUGCUAAGGCAAACACGAAGAUGGCCAAGAACAAACUAGUAGGGACUCCAAACCCUAGUACUCCUCUGCCCAACACUGUACCUCAGUUCAUUGCCAGAGAGCCGUAUGAGCUCACAGUGCCUGCACUUUACCCCAGUAGCCCUGAAGUGUGGGCCCCGUACCCUCUGUACCCAGCGGAGCUAGCGCCUGCUCUACCUCCUGCUUUCACCUACCCCGCCUCACUGCAUGCCCAGCUAACAGAUCCGCCUUCAAGAGAUUACUGAUCCCCUCUGAAUCAAGCUGACACUCCUCCAGGACUUCCGAGGACCGUCUGACAGCAAUGAUAUCACCCACUGCCUGAUGUUUGCCCCCAAACAACACCUCUCUCUUCCUUAAUGAUCUCACCCUCAUAUCACACACGAGAGCCUGGGCCCAGGUCACCUCCCCAGCCAGCUAGAGGGUGUCACGAGAGCAGAGAUGUGUGUGCCUUGCCGUGGGGAAGGGCUGCAGAGGAAGGCGUGCGCUUGUUACGAGAGCUACCUGUCUGCGUGUGCUCCUGUGUACUGAGAUCUCCUUCUCUUGUGUUCUGGGAGCUCUAGGGACGAAGGAGCAAGCUGGGAGCUUCCAGGAGGAAGGUUAUGUGCUAUCAUUACAUAUGUUAAAGAAGAGAUUAAGGGUUCCUUUUUUCCAUUUUUAAGAGACCCUGUAGAAAAGCAGGUACAAUAUAGUGUCUUAAAUGUAAUUAUCCGUCAAGGUAGAGGUAUCUCUUCUGAUCAGCUUUCUUUCUUAGUUAAGAAUAGCCUGAGCUUUAUAAACAAACUCCACUGUUUCUUCACAAGGAUUACUGUCUACAUACCAACCCUUUCUCUUCCCUUGGAAACGAUGUUUCUCUUAGCUUUGCUUUUAGUACAAGUAGUAGUAAUCAAGGUUAGGAUUCAGCGCGAUGAUCAAUAAUAACAAAUAAGAUAGAAAGAAUAUAGCUUUCAUUUGUCUUACUGCAUGUGUAACUCCUCUAAAAGCAGGAAAGCCUGUUUUUAAAAAAUUACCAGCCUGAACAGGUGGGGUUUUUGUUUGUUUUGCUUAGUGUUUGUGUACCAGGCUGGAUGAAAUAAACAGCUUCCCAGAAGACCCUUCUGAAUUAAAAGUCUUAUGUCGUACACAACUUACUGUGUUGUGCAAGACACCUACAAGGGGCCCCAGCAAGGGUCUCCCAGGCAGGCCAUGGGGUCAGGAGUGUUCUUAGCUGGACCUCCUUCCAUUCUCUCUCAGCUGAGCUGUCGAUGCCUCGUAUGUGCACGGACAACCCAGCUUCCCAGGGACCAUGCAGGCAAACUACAAAGAGAAGGCCCUGGUGCCUGGGCCUCAGAAGUGAUCACCCUGUGUGUUGGAAGAAGGGGGUAGAAAGUAGUACAAGUAGUGAGGAAAAAGGUGGUGGUGGUGAGAGUAUUUGGCACAGAAAACAAAGUAACGGGGGUUCUUCCGAGACUGAUGACCCAAUUUCUGGAUUCGCUGUGCUUUCUGCUUUUCCUUCCCUGUUGCUUUUUCCACCUUUGUCCGUGUCAGUGCUUGGUCACCCUUGCAACGGCAGGUAGCAGGGGAGGGCAAAGGGAAAGGGAAAGGAAACGGGCUGACACCUUCUGCUGAGUUAUCAGAAUGCUCGUAGUGACCUUAGAUUAUUCUGUAGAUACCGUGGAGCAACUCAAAAAGUCCCCUGUUUGUGGCCCACCCCUGCCAUCUGGGGAUACGUGAUCCACCUCUUCCUCUUCCUGGACUGCCUAGAUACAGGUCAAUUGACAGCUGAGGCAAAUGUUAAUAAUACCACGAAAUGGUGCCAAGUUUGCCUAGUCGUCUAAAUAUCCAUGGCUUUUGGUUAAUCAGCACCAAAGCCUUUCACCACUGUCCUGGAAAAGCAGGAAUUGACAGUGGCCAAAAAAGACUGCGAAUGGUGGCUUUUGGCCAUGAUGUCUGGGUAAUUUGUCCUUGCUUCAUUCAUAUAACGGAUGAAAUCAAAAGUCAUUCUGGGGAUACGGUGGGAGAAGGAGCUAAAAAGUCAUAAGAGAUCAGAAAGCCCAGGCCAUUGUGAGAAAGGAUGAGGAGAGACAGUGCCAAGAUUCCAUGGACUCAACCGUUAUGCUUUACUGGGAUGUAUCGCUCAUGGUGGCACUUUCCCCAUGAGCUCUUCCUUGACCUUGAGGCUUUCCCAGCCAGGAAUCCACUUGGUACUGCCACGUCAGUCCUAGAGUUGGUGGGACUCUCUUCUGAUACCAGUGAGACCCUUGUGCUCAACCCCACUUCUUGUUUGGGGUCAUUCCCAGUGCAAGCUUGGGUUCUGUAUCCUAAAGACUGAUGAACAAAUAUGGUCAUUUAAAUGUCUUUGUCCAGUGUGAGAAUCUUAGAAUGAACUGGGAGAGGCUUGACAGAUCAGCUGGUCUGACCCAUUUUACAGAUGAGGAAACAGACUGGAGAAGAGGAGAGAGUUGUCCAAAGUCGCAAGUGGCUCUGCCAUGACCAGAGCCAGGCCACCUGACUCCCAGCUCUUUCCACACCUCAGUGCUGGCUCACCAAAGACUAAUCCUUUGAUGGAAUUUUGGAAAGGCCUUGUUCCAGUGACUCCUUGGAUCUUUCUUCUCUAACUAGAUGAGAAGCCUGUAAGAAGAGACUUGGAGACAGAGACGAGGGGAUCAGAACUUAACCUUCACCCAAAGGGCCUGAGAGAAUUUUUAUUAACUGGAGGUAGAGCAGAGGGGAGACCAAAAUGGAGCGUCCUCUUAGUGGCUAAUUCCAUUUUUGUUUUGGAAAUCGUAUUAUGUCUUUGGAGAUCAGCUUUUAAAUAAUUUUGCUUUUCUUAGUGAUGUUGUGCUCUGUUUUGAGACGUGGAUUUUUUUUUUC